UAUAUAUUACAUUUUGUUUAUAUUAAAAACAUAUAGUAGAGGUUCUUCACAAUGACAACGUGCAGGGGAGGGAUCUAUCAACAAAAUUUUAAAAUGAGCAAAAAAUACAAGCUCACUUCAGAUAGUAAACCUUCUAUCCAAGGAGUUGGUGGAGGAAUAGCUUUGCCAAAUUUUGCAAAUCUUCUUGGUUAACAAUAAUUCUGCGAUCAAAACGGCAGAUUACACAGAACAAUUUGUUGUGUAUCAACCUUUUUUUCCACAAAGGAGGAUCUUCAUGAACAUGAACAACAAAGUUUGGUAAAAUCUGGGACUCCAAUAAAUAACAAAGAUCCUUCCCCGAACCCUGGCUCGAGUUCUGCUUCAACUGUUGGUGAUGGAGUAACUAUUCAGUAAGUAUUCAAAUCUGUGUAUGUUUUAAAGGAUUUAUCAAAUAAAAAGAAACAGACUAAUGGUACUUUAGCAGUUUGCAGCUACAUGUUUUUUUGUGUGUUAUGGGCAGCCAAACAGUUAUAGUUUUACAUAAUUUUUCUUUCAUGAUUAAUUUAAAAAAAAUGUUGUUAUUCAGGAACGAGGGCCAGCAGCAGGAGGAGCCUGGAAGUCCGGAGAAUAAUAUGGAAUUACAUGAAAUAAUCAAACAUGUUAUGCAAAAUAAGUAUCCUAAUUUUUUAAAUGAAAUAAAUGUGAAUAAUUAUAAUGAAAUAAAAGAGAAAAUCAACAGUUUCAUAGAAGAAAUAUCUAAUUUAAUAAAUCCUGACAAAUUAAAAUAUUCCGACAAAUCAAACAUCUUUAAACGCGUGAUGGAUGACUGGAAAAAAUUACAGGAAGCAGAAAAUCCCAUUUGUGUAAAAAGGAUUCCCAAAUUAAAGACAUCUAUAAUAAUAUUGCUAGUACGGAACUUGAUUUGGCCCCAAGGAGCAAUAAAUAGUAAAAUUCCAAUUUGUCUUGAUAAAUUUAGGAACCCAUUAUUUAACCACUAUUUAAACACUGGAGAAAAAAAUAAAAUAAACCAGUAUGGAUUUUAUUUGAUCUUGAUGAAAGAUGGUACCCUAAUGAUUUCUGAAAAAAUUCCCCAAGAUUCAAAAAACCAAACCCAUAGUGAAGAAUUUAUAAUUAAAGAAUUGGAUGAAUUUCUAUCAGAAAAUGGAAACGAGGUAAAAAAGUUUUUUAUAUAUUCAUAUAAUAGCCCGUGUUUAAAAAGGACUGACAACAAAACCCCUUGUAUGUUUCAGCUUUUGUGCAAAGCUUGUGAAUGGUACGAGAAGUAUCAAAUCUUCACUGAUGUUGCAUUCACACAUUCCUAUGGCAUAUGUGGCCCAAACUAUUUUAAUUAUCUUACAUUUGACGAAAUAUCAUGUCCCAACAGUGGUUUUAAUUCUUAUAUUGAAAAAUGUAAAAACACUAAAAGUGAAUUGGAAAAUCAAAACAAAUCAAAGCUUAUCAAAAGUAAGCUCUCCAAGGCAUUGGAUAAAGAGAAAAUUGAUAUAAAGACACUUAAAAAUGAUGAUAUUCAAACCGCAUGCAAUUUUUUAAAGAAGGCAGAAAGUUCAUUUGAUCUGCUUAAAGAUUUCUUGGUCAGUGGACGGGAAACUCACGUUUCCUUCAAAUCGCCACCAGAAGUACAGGCAGAAAUUUAUAAAAUAUUGAAGGAGAACAACACUUUUAUGCGAUCAAUGAAAAAGUGCAUUAGAGCAGAUUUAAACAAUGCGAUCCCUUUUGUUUUUAGAAAGAAAUUGGAGUCAAUUCUAGGAAGCAGAGGCUUCUUCCGCCUUCACCACAUUCCUCACAGUUUUCCCUGUUAAUUGAAUUAAUUGAAUAACCAAUACAAAAAAAAGUUUAUAGUCAAUCGGUUUUUGCAUUUAGAGAAUACUCACUGCUAUUUGGAUGCAUUUGGAGGAAUAAUUCUGUUACGUAAUUUCACAGCUAUCCAGUUGUUUUACUGUCAUCCUUCUAGCUCCUUGUAUUCAGUCCCCCUUUGCUUUAUUAAAACUUUCCUGUAAUACAA
Molecule: messenger RNA, 2002 nt
Organism: Oreochromis niloticus (Nile tilapia)
Lineage: Eukaryota; Metazoa; Chordata; Actinopteri; Cichliformes; Cichlidae
Exons: 3
Coding region: 492-1799 (435 amino acids)
Source: RefSeq, a predicted model, not a curated record